Molecule: messenger RNA, 2936 nt
Organism: Equus caballus (horse)
Lineage: Eukaryota; Metazoa; Chordata; Mammalia; Perissodactyla; Equidae
Source: RefSeq, a predicted model, not a curated record
UUCGACUCUGAGUGAUUCAACUGGGGAAGUUACUUCUGGGAGGCAGAGGUGGCUGAAGGCAGGAAGAAGACACAGAAAGGGAGGCCCGUGGCAUGUCUGUACAGGAGCUCAGUGAGACCAGCACUGGUCUGUGGCAGGAAGUCCGCUUUGGUGGGAGGGCUGCAGUGAUUGGGUGCCUCUGAGGCUGGGGCCCUAACACUCAGCUGCCCAGAGCCUGUCCCUGCUAUUUGGCUGUGCUCACUUGGCCUUUAACCUACACAGGGGUCCUCAAUCUCAGGCGUUUCAUAGCCCUUGACUUGGCAAUGUUGUCCAUUCCUGCCGGUGGCUGUUUUGGCUUUGUCUGGGCUCCCUGGGAGAGGAAGUGACAUUUCUUGGCAUGUAGCCCUCACUCCUUGCUCAUGAUUGGACCGUGUGAUAUGACAAUGUUUUCUGGGAGGGAACAUGCAGAGCUGGGGCGGGCAGAGUUAAAAAGUUUUUCCGGCACUUUCCUGCCUCAGCUGAGCUUGAGGCUUGUGGACCGGCCGGAGGUUGACAAAUUCCCAGCCAUGUGGCUGUGCUCUGUCCUGCCCUUCCUGGCCAGCAUUGCCCUUUUUGCUCCCGUGGAUGUCGCCACUGGAUCCCCCAGUCUUCUUUAUAACCUCACAGUGGUGUCUCACCAUGGAUCUGUGCAACCAAGAUUUUUUGGUGAUGGAUACUUGGAUGGUCAGCCCUUCCUGCACUACGACAGUGAGAAAGGCAGGGCAGAGCCCCGUGGGCUGUGGGCAGGCACUGUCCUUGGAGCAGAAACCUGGAACACAGAGACAAAAGACUUAACAGAGAAGGGGAAGGACCUCAAAAUGACUCUGGCAGACAUCCUGGCCCUGCAGGACCAGAAAGGAGACUUUCACUCCCUCCAGGAGAUUUGGGGCUGCGAGAUCCAAGAAGACAACAGCGCCAGGGGCUUGUGGCAUUUCUGCUAUGAUGGGGAGCUCUUCCUCUCCUAUAACCCGAAGACCAAUGAGUGGACGGUGGCCAAGUCCUCGGCUCAGACCCAGGCUGUGGAGAUCAAGAGGUCCUAUGAAGCAGAUGGCUUUCAAAGCCAGGAUUACCGUGCCCGUGUGCAGGGAGAGCUCUGUGGAAGACUGCGGAUAUAUUCGAAAUCCUGGAUGGGCUUCAUACACCGCACAGCCUCACCACGUGGAUCCAACAGAGUGAACGUCAAUCCCACCCAUCCUCCUGCCAGUCUAGAGGAAUUUGGCCUUAGGGUGCAGGACAGGCUUGGGAAGGUCCGAGUGCCCCCAGCAGUGAACGUGACGCGCACCCAGGCCUCCGGUGGCAUGGUCAACCUGACGUGCUGGGCUUUCGGCUUCUCCCCUCGGAACAUCUCAGUGACCUGGCUUCAGGAUGAGGAACCCCUGAGCCAGGAUGCCCAGCAGUCUGGGGCUGUCCUGCCUGAUGGGAAUGGCACCUACCAGACCUGGGUGGCCAUAAGUAUUCCCCAAGGAGAAGAGCAGAGGUUCAUGUGUCAUGUGGAACACAGCGGGACCCACACUGCACACCCUGUGCUCUCUGGAAAGGCCGUGGUGCAGCAGAGUGGAUGGGCAAUCAUUCUGGCUGUUGUUGUUGGUAUUAUUAUUGCUGUGACUGUGUGUGUCGUAUGUUACAUAAGAAGAAGAAGACAAAACCAGCUGCAGAGAGCCCAGAGCGUUAGCCUGCAACCUCAACACCAGAUGGCGUCAACGGACCUGAAUGGCACUGAGCAGCUGGGAUUUCAGUCUCUGCUGUCAGCCCCUCAGUCCACUGAUUCAACUGAGGAGGCUUAGAAUCUGCAGCCAGGAGGCCUGAAUUCAGCUCCCUGCUCGGGUCUUACUAGCACUUUCCCUCUUGGUGCCUCAGUUUCCUCAUCUAAGAAAUGGGGAAAAUAACAGUAUUUCCAGUUGUGGAUGCAGGAUCAAGUGUUACUAUCCUUGAGGUCCUUAUAGCUCACCAGAUUACCAAUAUUUUUGUUAUUUCAUGUUAGAUUACCUAUAUACUAAUUAUAUUGUUGGCAGUGAGCUUUAUCUGUGAGUUCCUUUGUUAUUGUUCCUCCUGAGAGGUGUGUCUCGAUGCCUGGACACAGCCUUAAAAAAUCUCCACCUCCAUCACCGCCAACUCCCAGUGAGUGACAGGUUCACAGCCAAGCAUAAAGGGCUGGGAGGAGCUGGGAUGGGACACCUGGGGCCAAUGUUCCUGGGUGAGCUUGUGAGGGAAAUUCUGCCUGAAGAGGUGACACCUGGUGAUGAAGCAAAGCUGAAGUGUGAUAUUUGGGGAGGGGGACUGGGACAGUGCUCUGGGGUUCCCAGAUUAAGAAGAUUACGGGUCAGUGUGCUUCUGGGGUGAAGUGACUGCUGAAGAUACGUGGACUGAGUUGAUGAGAGAAUAAAUGAGCAGAGAAUGUGGAUGAAUCAAUCAAGCAUCAGCCUCUGCCUCCAUCAGUUCAGCCCGAUUUGUGCAAGGCCGAUGGGGAGGUGAGACACUCCCCCCGAUGCUCUGUCCUUUCUGACUUCUGGUCUUGGGGCACACAGAUGGUGGUGUGUCAUAGAAAAAGAGAGCAGAUUUGUGGUUACCAGAGGCGGGAGGUGGCGAGUAGGGAAUUGGAUAAAGGCGAUUAAAAGACACAAACUUCCAGCUCUAAGAGAACUCAGUUCAGGGGAUGUAAUGUCCAAGAUGAUGACUACUUCCCACAGCUGUAGGGUGUGUGUGAAAGUUCCUAGGGAAGUGGAUCCUGAGUCACAAGGAAAAAAACAUUUCUUUUCUCUUUCCUUUUUUCAUCUCUAUGAGAUGAUGAAUCUUAACUUUGUGUGGCUAUCGUUUCAUAAUCUGUGUAGACAAGUCAUUGUGCUGUAUACCUUAAACUCAGAGAGUGCUGUGGGUCGAUUAUAUCUCAAUAAAACUGGAAAAAAAGAAUUUUGUUCAUA